Kogia breviceps (pygmy sperm whale) is the source of this 2005-nucleotide messenger RNA. RefSeq names its product tektin 3 (gene TEKT3). Lineage: Eukaryota; Metazoa; Chordata; Mammalia; Artiodactyla; Physeteridae. Gene Ontology annotation, cellular component: microtubule cytoskeleton; sperm flagellum; nucleus. Gene Ontology annotation, biological process: cilium movement involved in cell motility; cilium assembly. The record is from RefSeq and is a predicted model, not a curated record.
GGGGCUGGGCGGGGCUGGGCGGGGCCAGUAGUCCGCGCUCCAGCCGGUUGUAGUUUGUGGGGCUGCGACCCCCUUCCCGCCCACGCCCGCUUCCCCGCCCCUCGCCCGGCACCGCCGACAGGUGAGUGGUCCCUCGGGCUCCUGCCUGCUGCUGGGACGACGCCGACAGAGUCCCCGCCCCGAUUAGGACUCCAACGUCUGGCCUCAGAAUUCGGGGUGAGGUCGAGGAAACCCUGGAAUAACCCCCCCCAGCCCCGCCUCCAUCUUCACUUCGCUACCCUCACCCCUGCACAUGAAAACCGUAAAACCCACAGUAAAUGCAUCUAUAGACAUUAACCCCCAAACAGAAUGUCGUUCAGAUGCUGAAAAGUAGGUCAGAGCCUAUGGCAUCCUUGGCUUUCUGGACUAACAAUGACCCCAAAUUCUGGACAAUAGAAUAUUUUCAGUUGGAGAGAUUUACAAAUAGUGCUUGAGCAUCAUGGAGCUUCUAGGUUCUACUUUAGCGGCAACUUAUGCCCACCCUAGACCAACACCAGCCAACUUCCUACCAGCCAUCAGUGCCAUGGCCUCAAGCUAUAGGGACUGCUUCCCCCACUGCAAUCUGACCCAUAGUCUGAGCCUGCCUUGGAGACCAAGCACGUACUACAAAGCAGCCUCCAACUCGCCAGCCUUGGCCCCGUACUGCACCAGAUCUCAGAGGGUGUCCGAGAGCACCAUACCUCCCUUUGUUUCCAACGGAACCACGCUCUUCACCAGAUACACUCCCGAUGAUUGGCACAGGUCCAACUUAACCAACUUUCAAGAAUCCAACACUUCCCGACACAAUUCAGAGAGACUGAGGGUAGAUACAUCUCGCUUGAUUCAAGACAAAUAUCAGCAAACGAGAAAAACCCAGGCAGACUCCACCCACAAUCUGGGAGAACGAGUCAACGACAUAGGAUUUUGGAAAUCUGAAAUCAUUCAUGAGUUGGAUGCAAUGAUUGGAGAGACAAAUGAACUAAGCGAUGUUAAGAAAAAACUGGAGAGGGCUUUGAUGGAGACAGAAGCCCCUCUUCAGGUAGCUCGGGAAUGUCUGUUUCAUCGAGAGAAGAGAAUGGGAAUCGAUCUAGUUCAUGAUGAAGUGGAAACAGAGUUGCUGAUGGAGGUUGAUAUUAUUCUCUGUUGUCAAGAAAGGAUGAAGCUGCAUUUGGACAAGGCCAUUGCCCAACUGGCAGCCAACAGAGCUUCCCAGCACGAGCUGGAGAAGGACCUGAGCGACAAGCAGGCAGCUUACCGCAUCGACGAUAAAUGCCACCACCUGCGGAACACGUCGGACGGCGUCAGCUGCUUCCGCGGAGUGGAGCGGGUGUCUGCCAUGGUCUCAGUGCCCGAGUCCUGGGCCAAAUUUACCGACGACAAUAUUCUUCGCUCCCAGAGCGAGCGAGCUGCCUCUGCGAAACGAAGAGACGACAUCCAGAACCUCCUGGCGGUGACAGCCAGCGAGUUGUGGAAUCAGUUCAACAAAGUGAACCUGGCUUUCACCAGCCGCAUUGCUGGGACUGCAGAUGCUAAAAAUAAGAUUCAGAUUCACCUCGCAAAGACCCUGCAGGAGAUUUUCCAGAUGGAGAUGACCAUCGAAGCCCUCAAGAAGGCCAUCAGGGACAAGUCUGCCUUCCUGAAGGUGGCGCAGACCAGGCUGGAUGAGCGUACGCGGAGGCCCAACACAGAGCUCUGCAGAGACGUGGCUCAGCUGCGCCUGGUUAACGAGGUGUACGAGGUGGACGACACCAUCCAGACCCUGCAGCAGCGCCUGAGGGACGCGGAGGACACGCUGCAGUCGCUGGUCCACACCAAAGCCACCCUGGAGCACGACCUGGCGGUCAAAGCCAACUCCCUGUACAUCGACCAGGAGAAGUGCUUGACCAUGCGCAGGAGCUUCCCCAGCACCCGGCGGCUGGUGGGCGUCUGCUAGGGCCCCUGCCCUCGGCCAGGCGUGAUGCACCCCAGGGAAGGCGGAACCAGGGCG